AUGUCUUAUCCAUUUCUUGAAAUACUUUUUCAUACGUAUGAAUCACAAAUUGAAAAUAAAGAUGAUGCACUUAUUAUCUUUACUCAUUGGUGUUUAAUUUCACAUGGUUUUCAACGAUUAAAUGGCAAUCAGAAAACUGAAUUAUUACCAAAUGAUUGGAAACAACGACCUGAUAAUUCCAUUACAAUGGAAUAUACAAAAAAUGAUAUUGGUUAUAAUUUAAAAUUAUUCGAUGUUGAAGGUGUUUUCUUUGCUCAUUUAUUUCGUAAUAAACAAGGUCGUCAUGUUGAAAUUAAUUUUAGUGUUAAUGAUCAUGUGCAUGAAAAUUACAAAGAAUUUCAAUCUGCUUAUAAGAAUUUAAAUGAUUUAAAAAAAGAAUUUCAUGAAAAAAUUGAAUCAUUAACUAAUGGAGGUUCCGAUUCAAAUGCUAACAAUGACAAUACAUCAUCUAAUAAUACUCGAACAGGUACUUCAACUAAUCAACAACAAACUGGUGUUCGUCGUCCAAUACCUGAUGAUCCUCUAAUUGAUCCAUUAGCAGCUGGACGAAGACCACACCCAUAUGCAGGUGGUUGGGGACAAAUUCCUGGUGGUUAUGGUCCAGGUCCUGGUGGAUAUGGUACGUCAGAUCUUGAUCCAUUCGGACGAAAUACACGUGGUGGAGGUUUGAAUAUGGAUCCAUCUAUGUUUCAACCAGCAAUGCGACCACCAAUGGCUCGAUUUCAACCUCCCGGUCCUCAGCGUGGUCCGUAUGGUCUUGAUCCAUUCCAAGAACCAAAUCCUGAUCAUUUACCAAUGCCUGGUCCUCAUUUAGAUGACAUGUACAAUUAA
Rotaria sp. Silwood2 is the source of this 831-nucleotide messenger RNA. Lineage: Eukaryota; Metazoa; Rotifera; Eurotatoria; Philodinida; Philodinidae. The record is from the annotation of a GenBank genome assembly.